This is a messenger RNA of Lodderomyces oxycetoniae, 1965 nucleotides long. RefSeq names its product Hsp70 family ATPase. The record is from RefSeq and is a predicted model, not a curated record. Gene Ontology annotation, cellular component: cytoplasm; mitochondrion. The coding region runs from base 1 to 1965 and encodes 654 amino acids. Gene Ontology annotation, molecular function: ATP binding; ATP-dependent protein folding chaperone. The transcript has a single exon. Lineage: Eukaryota; Fungi; Ascomycota; Pichiomycetes; Serinales; Debaryomycetaceae.
AUGCUUAGACGAUGUUUCAACCGGUACGGCUUAUUUCGAAAUUCCAGGAGAUUUAAACACAAUGUGAUAGGAAUUGAUCUAGGGACGACCAAUUCAGCUGUUGCGAUAGUAGGGCCUGAUAACCAGUCGCGUAUUUUGGAAGAUGACGAGGGUAGAAGAACUACGCCUUCAGUAGUAGCUUUUGAAGGUAGCGACAAGAAUAAGAAGCUCAUUGGCGUUUCGGCAAAACGGCAAGCUGUUCUAAAUCCAAAGAACACCUUCUUUGCUACUAAGAGACUAAUUGGAAGGAAAUUCGAUGACCCAGAAGUACAAAGGGAUUUACAGAAUGUACCAUAUACUAUAGUCCCCGACAAGCAAGGUGAUGCCAUAUUGGAGUUGUCAAGUGGUGAGCAAAUAAACCCAUUAAAGAUUGGAGGCUUUAUUUUGCAGAGAAUGCGUGAAAUAGCAGAGGACCAUUUGGGAGAGAAAAUUGAUCGAGCAGUGGUAACAGUACCUGCUUAUUUCAACGACAACCAAAGACAAGCAACUAAAAGUUCCGGAAAAUCUGUUGGACUAGAUAUACUUCGGGUAAUUAAUGAGCCGACAGCAGCAGCUUUGGCGUAUGGUUGUGAUAAAUCGAGAGAAGAUGGCAUUAUUGCUGUUUUUGAUUUCGGUGGAGGAACCUUUGAUGUAUCCAUAUUAGACAUAGAAAACGGAGUUUUUGAAGUGAGAGCAACAAACGGCAAUACCCAUUUGGGAGGAGAAGAUUUCGAUGUAGUUUUAUUGAAUCAUAUUGUCAAUGAUUUCAAACGCAAAUAUGGUGUGGACCUUUUCAGAGACCAGUUGGCUGUACAGCGUAUUCGGGAAGCAGCUGAAGAGGUCAAGAUUGAACUAUCCAAGGUUCACGAAACGGAAAUCAAAAUACCAUUUAUUUAUAAAGACAAGCACAUAGACAUGAAAUUGAGCCGCGAUGAAUUUGACAAAAUGACUCUUGCAUUGAUUGAGAAAGUGAUUGAGCCCGUUAGGAGGUGUGUUAGAGAUGCCGACUUGAAGAUGAAGGAUAUUGACGAGAUAUUGUUAGUAGGCGGUAUGACGAGGAUGCCAAAGAUAAGAGAAGUUGUUGCUGAACUUUUUGGCAAAGAACCAAGCACUGCUGUCAAUCCCGAUGAGGCGGUAGCGAUUGGCGCAGCAAUACAAGGUGCCGUGUUAUCGGGACAGGUGAAAAAUGUGGUACUACUAGACGUGACGCCGCUAUCACUAGGAAUUGAGACUUAUGGUGGUAUUUUUAGCCCAUUGAUUCCUCGAAAUUCUGCCGUGCCUAUUAAAAAGGAGCAGAUUUUCUCCACAGCUGUAGAUGGGCAAACUGGAGUAGAAAUUCGAGUUUAUCAAGGAGAGAGAAUGUUGGUCAAGGACAACAAACUAAUUGGACAUUUCAAAUUGUCGAAUAUACCCCCUGGACCCAAGGGAACGCCGCAAAUCGCGGUUGAGUUUGAAAUUGAUGCGGACGGAAUAAUAAGCGUGAGUGCUACCGAUAAAACACCAUAUUCCAAAGACUCGCCCCAUUAUGGAAAACCAAAUACCGUAUCAAUACAAGUAACCGAAAUUGGAUUAACUGAUUCGGAGAUUGAGAAAAUGAUCCAGGAAAGUAAACAGAACAAAGUCAAUGACGAAGAGAUGCGUAAAUACUUUGAGCAUGCGUCGAGGGCCGAAAUAUUAUGUACAGACACCGAUCUUGCAUUAAUUCAAUUCGGGGACCAAAUGGAAGGCACCGAAAAGAACUUGAUCAGAGAGGAUAUUAAAAGGAUUAAGACAAUGAUUGAUGAUAUUAGAAGUGGUCACAAAUUGCACGAUCCAAAAUUGUUGAAUCAAGCAUUGAACGAAAUGCAAGCAAAAUGCAUGGAAGCAAUUAAGAAGGUGGCAAUAAGGCAACAACAAGAACAAGAACAAGAACAAGAACAAGAAAAACAAAAACAAGACAGUAAAUAG